Molecule: messenger RNA, 627 nt
Organism: Suillus discolor
Lineage: Eukaryota; Fungi; Basidiomycota; Agaricomycetes; Boletales; Suillaceae
Exons: 3
Coding region: 128-493 (121 amino acids)
Molecular function (GO): heme binding; iron ion binding; monooxygenase activity
Source: RefSeq, a predicted model, not a curated record
UUAUUUUUAUCAGCCUGUCACGCUUACUAGCUACUAGUUAUAGCCUAUAGCGCAGAUCGAACCUUUUUCCACACAACACAACUCGCGGGACUUCCAUGGCUUAUCGUGAAGCAUACUCAAGUUCACCAUGGCUCUCUUGAUAGAGUGCUGUAUCAGUGCGCUGGCAAUCUGCUUUCUGGCGUUGCUUGCACUCUCCAGACGAACGGCGUCACCCCACAGGAAGCACCUCCCUCCUGGUCCUACUCCGAUCCCUUUUCUCGGAGAUGUAUUCGAUAUCAAGGCUGAUGCACCUUACGCUACGAUGCAGAAAACUUAUGGUGAUAUCAUAUAUACUCGCGCCCUGAACAUGGAGAUUAUUGUUUUGAAUUCUGAGGAAGUCGCAGAUGAAUUACUUGACCGGCAAGACAGGCCUAGCUUCACACCCCCUGCCCUUCCCAUGUCGAUUUGUGCCCAGGAAAGCUCAGGACAUGCAGGGAUUGACAAGCCUGGUUAGGAGCAGUUCUCUGUAAGGCAAAUGUAAUACUUCGUGGCGGCUUUUGUACAGGAGUCGCACAGUAAUCUGCCUCAAUUGGAGUAUCUUGACCGUUCUCAGCUUUCAUUCGACACCUCACCUCACCAUCGCAGAUA